This is a messenger RNA of Pelodiscus sinensis (Chinese soft-shelled turtle), 4476 nucleotides long. Lineage: Eukaryota; Metazoa; Chordata; Testudines; Trionychidae. The record is from RefSeq and is a predicted model, not a curated record.
GGAAAUUAAUACUCUGAAGCUAAGUAAGGUACCAAGUCUCUCAGACUAGAGUAAGAAACACUCCAGCAGCAGCAGCAGCAGCAGCAACAAAGUCGGAUAGAGAGAAGAACUGAUUGCAGGCCAUCCAUUCCAACUCCUUGUGGGAUUGUGCACUAUCCAGGGUGCUGAAACAUGAACCAAACAGCAACUGUGUCCCAUCAAGUCAAGUGUCAGUCAUCUAAGCCAAUCAAGGAGCUUGGAAGUAACAGCCCUCCGCAGAGGAAUUGGAAGGGAAUUGCAAUUGCACUGCUGGUGAUUCUAGUUGUAUGUUCACUCAUCACUAUGUCUGUCAUUCUUUUAACCCCAGAUGAGCUUUCAAAUUCAUCAGAAACCAGAUUGUCUUUAGAAGAUCUCUUCAAAAAAGAGUUCAUAAUUCAUAAUCCAGAAGCCAAAUGGAUUAAUGAUACUGAAGUGGUGUAUAAAAAUAGGAAUGGACAUGUUGUUAAACUGAAUGUAGAAACAAAUACAACCACAUUAUUAUUGGAAAAUACAACUUUUGUAACUUUCAAAGCAUCAAGAUAUUCAGUCUCACCAGAUUUAAGAUAUGUUCUUUUGGCAUAUGAUGUGAAACAGGUUUUUCAUUAUUCUUAUACAGCUUCAUAUGUGAUUUAUAACAUACAUACAAGGGAAGUUUGGGAGUUAAACCCUCCAGAAGUAGAGGAUUCAGUUUUACAGUAUGCGGCAUGGGGCGUACAAGGAGAGCAACUGAUUUAUAUUUUUGAAAAUAACAUCUACUAUCAACCUGAUGUAAAGAGUAGCUCAUUGCGACUGACAUCUUCAGGAAAAGAAGGAAUCAUUUUUAAUGGAAUUGCAGACUGGCUAUAUGAAGAGGAGCUGCUUCACUCUCAUAUUGCCCACUGGUGGUCCCCGGAUGGAGAAAGGCUGGCAUUCUUGAUGAUAAAUGACACUUUGGUACCAAACAUGGUUAUUCCUCGGUUUACUGGAGGCCUGUAUCCCAAAGGAAAGCAAUAUCCAUAUCCUAAGGCAGGUCAAACAAACCCAACGAUAAAGCUCUUUGUAGUCAAUCUGUAUGGCCCAACGCAUACACUGGAACUCAUGCCACCUGAUAGCUUUAAGACAAGAGAAUACUACAUCACUAUGGUGAAGUGGGUAAACAACACCAAGACUGUGGUGAGAUGGUUGAACAGACCACAGAACAUUUCCAUUCUUACUGUUUGUGAGACCACAACUGGGGCUUGUAGCAAGAAAUAUGAGAUUACAUCAGAAGUGUGGCUUUCUAAACAGAACGAGGAGCCAGUUUUCUCCAAAGAUGGAAGUAAGAUCUUUAUGAUAGUCCCAGUGAAACAAGGUGGUCGGGGAGAAUUCCACCAUAUAGCCAUGCUUAUUGUUCCGGCUAAAACUGAGCAAAUCAAUGUGAGACACCUGACAUCAGGAAAUUGGGAAGUUAUCAAAAUCCUGGCGUAUGAUGAAGAUACUCAAAAGAUUUAUUUUUUAAGCACUGAAGAUUCCCCAAGAGGAAGACAGCUGCAUAGUGUAUCAACAGUUGGACUACUGAACCGCCAGUGUCUUUCAUGCAACUUCAUGAAAGAUCAAUGCACAUACUUCAGUGCAAAGUUUAGUCCUAUGAACAAGUAUUUUUUACUACAUUGCAAAGGGCCAGGCGUUCCAGUUGUUAGCGUGCACAGUACGAGUAACCCUGGAAAAUUUUACAUAUUGGAAAACAAUGCUGUGUUGAAAGAAGCUAUUUUAAAGAAAAAGAUUUUCCAAACAGAAAUUAAAAUGCUUCACAUUGAGGACUAUGAACUUCCUCUGCAGUUGUCAUUUCCAAAGGAUUUCACAGAUCGAAACCAGUAUGCUGUUCUGUUAAUAAUUGAUGAAGCUCCAGGCAGCCAGUUGGUUACAGAUAAGUUUCACAUUGACUGGGAUUCGGUGCUUGUCAACUCUGAUAAUGUCAUCGUAGCUCGAUUUGAUGGCAGAGGGAGUGGAUUUCAAGGCCUUAAAAUUCUACAGGGAGUACAUCGUUCCUUAGGUUCAGUGGAAGUGAAGGACCAAAUAGCAGCUAUAGAAUCAUUACUGAAACAGCCAUUCAUAGAUCCUAACCGGCUGAGCAUAUUUGGAAAGGGGUAUGGUGGAUACAUCGCAUCAAUGAUUUUGAAAUCCAAUGAAAGACUCUUUAAAUGUGGAGCUGUUAUUGCACCAAUUACAGACAUGAAGUUGUAUGGUGAGUAUGCCCCAUCCUUCCCAUUUUAUGCAACAUCCAGUGUCCUGCACAAUAUUCAUGGUUUAAAAGAGGAGAAUUUGCUAAUAAUUCAUGGGACAGCUGAUACUAAAGUCCACUUCCAACACUCAGCAGAACUAAUUAAACAUCUGAUAAAAGCUGGAGUUAAUUACACUAUGCAGAUCUACCCAGAUGAAGGUCAUAACAUUGCAUCGGAGAAAAGCAAAUAUCACCUUUACAGCACAAUCCUUGGGUUUUUUAGUGCUUGUUUAAAGGAGGAAGCACCAAUUUUACCACAGGAACCUGAAGAGGAUGAGUGAGGAAGCCUGUUUGUACAGUACUGAAGGAGACUUACUUGGAGGCUCGAUAAAACUUUAAAUAAAAGUGACUGUAAGAUUGCAGAUUCUGCAGAAGCUCAAGGGCAGCUAAAGGAUAUAACAGUGGAACAGCACAUUUAGAGACACUGAGCUAACAAACUGGAAUUUAAGUCCAAACAUAUUACUGAGGGACAAAGCCUAUAUCUUUGUGGAAGGACAACGGUUGAUUACAGCUUCCUGGACAAACUUAGUUUUGCAUAAGUGUAGAGUUAGUGCAUGUUUAUUAUGUUAAGCCUCACUGUUUGUUCUGUAAGUAGUUGCUCUGUUUUUAAGUUAAAUGCACAUCUUUAUCCAUCUUUGCAUUACGCACUACCAAUCAUAAAUAUUCAGGCCACUUAUAUUUUAAAGGGUGAGUUGCAAUCUAACACUUUACUAUAACAUUACAAUAAGUGCAAUUCUUUCCCUCUCUAUUAAACAUAGGAAAACACUGAGUUGAUAAAGGAUGGUGAUAUUUUCUAUAUUUUUUGUUUAAAGGGAAGAUAUUGUCCAGUGGGUCAUAUAACAUAAGUAUAGAAACAGUUUUGAUUUUUUGUUUGCCUUGUUUUAAUUUCAGACAUUUAUUAUUGUUAUUGCACCUAUUGAUAAGCAGUAAGGGCAUUUGGGGGAGUGCACUCUUGGUCUUUAUGUAUAUACACAAGACUUCCUAACCAGAAAAACAUUGUAUGCUUGAACAAUUUUUCAAGCCAUAAUUAACAGCUAUGUUUUAACAAUGUCUGCAAUUGAAAUACUUCCCCAGUCCAAAAUGUAUCCUUUCCAUAAGAAAUGUUUGGGUUGUGUUUUGGUAUUGUUUAUAGUAGUUAAUAGUUUGCUGGUUACACUCUAAUUUUAGAAUAUGCUACUUUGUCAGAUGUAAAUUAGAUACAUAAAUAUUAAAUUAUAGUUUCAGAUAAAGAAAUUUUAUUAACAAUAUAAUGCCACUGAGUAAUACUUUACCCUAAGAAAGAUAUCUUUGCUUAGAUUCCAUUCCAAUUUUCAUAGAGGUAGCAGGUAACUAGAACAGUCUGUCUGUUUUUAUUUGGUAUUCCACAACUGUUCAUUGUCUGUUAUAAGAAGGAUUUACAUUCAACAGAGUUACAAAGAAAUGAAGUAUUUUUCAUUCCCAGCCAAGAAAGCUCCUGAUAAAUGAAGUUUUGUUAUUUUAUUCAGAUGAAGAUGCCAAAAUGCAUCCAUUUAUUUGUCACGGUGAAUUACAACACUAGAAAUUGAUACUAUGAAAUGAACAAACCAGUCAACAUCGGUCAUCAGAACAUUAACAUCAACAACUGAAGUCAUACAUGAUGUUCAUUUAAUAUUAGGUAUCUUCCAAAAGGUAUCUGAAGGCUCUUGACAAAUGCUGUGCAACUCACAUAAAUACAUAUGUAUUUUUUUCUCUGAAUAAUAUUUAUUAAUGAUUUUCUACAUGAUUAGGGUUUCAUUUCUUGCAAGAUUUACAUUAAAGUAAUCAACAUAAUUUUUGGAAAGUAACUUAUGCUAUUUGAAAUGCAAAGUUUUACAUAUUUUAUGAAGAAUUAAAUUUUUUAAGGUACAUUGAAAUUCAUUUGAAGCUUUUAAAGCAGUAUUUUCCUCUGAAAUACUUUCUUGCUUGAGUUUUUUUAUGAUGCAAAUAAUUAAGUUGUCUGAAAGAUAUGGUUUUAUGGGGCACUUCAAAGUAAUUGUCUAUUAAUGUUUAGUGUUUACCUUGUUUUACUAGCAAUUUUUAUCUAUUUUCAGUUACUUUAAUACACUUUUAAUGUGUAACGACAGCUUGUCUGGGUCCCAGUGUUACUGCAAAGUCUGUCUGCAAGUGGAGGAUAUGGCGACACUGUUCUGCAUUAAGAUAAGAUGUUAUAAAAAAUCUGAGUGCAUCAAUUUCAUCAGCAGCAACAAGCAAGAAAUCAACAA